AUGUUAGUGGACAUUGGCUGUAAUGGAAGAGUCUCUGAUGGAGAUGUGUAUUGUAACACUAAAAUAAGCAAAGCAGUUAAGGAAAAUCAUUUAAAUGUCCCUGGCCCAAAGCCACUACCAGAAAGUGAUGUGUCAACUCCAUAUACCGUGGUUGCUGAUGAUGCGUUUCCUUUAAAACCCUAUAUUCAAAAACUAUACUUACACAUUGAAAUGAUAAAAGAGAGACAAAUCUUUAAUUAUUGUCUGAGUUGUGCUUGCAGAAGAGUCAAGGACACUUUUGGUAUUUUAUCUAAUCGAUUCAGAGUGUUUAAUACUCCAAUUGGACUCCAGCCAAAAAAAGUGGAAACGACAUUCCACUUGGUAGCUUUGAUACAAAAGACUUAUACACCCAUGAUGUUAUACCCUGUGAAUGGUGACAGGAAACAGCUAGAGGAUUGCAAUCUCUGA
Molecule: messenger RNA, 447 nt
Organism: Amphimedon queenslandica
Lineage: Eukaryota; Metazoa; Porifera; Demospongiae; Haplosclerida; Niphatidae
Exons: 1
Coding region: 1-447 (148 amino acids)
Source: RefSeq, a predicted model, not a curated record